CCCGGCACUAAGCCUGCGACUGAUUCAUAGCCCAAACUUACGGAGGUGGGGGCCGGGGCAGCUUCCCAGAGCGAGCCCCUGGCCGCGUUGUCCCCGCGCCUUCCACGACCCGGGAGGACAAGCGAGUUCCCCCCACCCCCCAAGCCCCGCAGCGCUUCGACAUCUCGGCCCCAGUUAGCAGCCGAGCUCCAGGACCUGGACGAUGUACAAGGAUCUAAACAAGUGAUGACUGUAAAUCCACUUUGAACAAAUUCUGAUUCUCUCCUGAUGCCAACUGAAAGUAGAACAGUGAUACUUGAAAGUGAUAUUGACCGGAAACAUAUUUCAGGAUAAAAAAUAAAUUACAACUGGUAGAAAAAUAAGCAAUGGCUCUCUUCCUGACCCUUCAGACAGUAUUUCUGUUGGCACUGAUGGAUUUUAGCACAUGCAGAAGUAAUGGAUCAUCUGAGUAUUUAAUAUAUCCUGUUAAAUCUGUUAAUGUUUCCAUGCAUUCUGAUAAACAGUGCUUGGAUAUAGAAUGGACUGUUCACCCACAUGCUUAUACAUUGAAUUUAAAAAUGAUUUUCCAAAUAGACAUCAGAAGAACUACAAUCUCCAACACCAUUGAGAAUAAAAAUUUUACCACAACUUUGAAGCCUAAUGCAACUCUGCAGUGGUUUUGGCAUUCAAUGCUCCCUUUAGAAUGUACCUCUCAUUUUGUAAGAAUCAGAAGUAUGGUGGAUGAUGAACGAUUUCCAGAGUCUAGGAUCUGGAGUUCCUGGAGCUCAUGGGUGACAUCAAAGGGGCAGGAUUCCUCUGGCGAAUUUCACAUUUUCCCUUUUGAUCUAAUAUAUGUUGAAGAAGGUUCCAAUGUCACCUUUUGCUGCAUUUCCGAGACAGAUAAUGAGAAAAUGGAAUUUUUUUAUGAAGCCAGAUCUAUACAGGGAAGAAAACUGAGUCCCCGUUUGACAAUGUUUGAAGUGAAUAAUGUUACUUUUCUUAAGGAAGAAGGGUCAAAUGCUUUAUGUGAUGUGGGAAAAGAAAUCACAGGUGUUGUCCUAUAUGUAGGAGGAGUGCUUGAAGAACCCAAGGAUUUUUCUUGUGAAACUCGGGAUUUACAGACGUUGAAUUGUACCUGGGAUCCAGGAAGGGACACGUUGUUGCCGGAGCGUCAUCUUUCAAACCACUACAGUUUAUUUGAAUGGUUUUCCCAGAAAAAGGUUGACUGUGUUCAUAGAAAUUGGUGUACUUGGCAACUUGCCCCAGACAUGCAGGACAUGUAUAACUUCACACUGACGGCUGAAAAUAAACUAAGAAAGAGAAGAACGAGCAUUUUAUUUAAUGUGACACACAAAGUUCAACCAAAGCUUGUUGGUGAAAUAUCUAUUAAAAAUGUAGGUGCCACGGAGGCAACAUUGACAUGGCAAAUUAUUCCCAAUCAAAAAAGGCUCAGUUUUUUGUGUCAGAUUGAAGUCUAUCAUGAUGGAAAAACAAUACAGUACAACACUUCCAACUUUAAAUUUACUUUAAGAGAAUUGCAACCUUAUACUGCCCAGUCAGUUCGAGUACGCUGCGGCACAGCCAACCACUUUUGGAAAUGGAGUGAAUGGAACACCAAAAACUUCACCACAAAGGAAGCUGCUCCCUCAGGGGCUCUCGAUGUCUGGAGAAUUGUGGAACCAGUUUCAGGAGGAUAUAAAGUGAAAAUAUUCUGGAAGCCACUACCAGCAUUUAAAGCUAAUGGAAAAAUUCUAAAUUAUAACAUAACUUUUGAAAAACUGGGGAAAGUGCCUGAGGUGGACAGCUUUUCUGAAUCAGACAGUAGUAGCACAGAAAAAAUUAUUGGCCAACAGCCUUAUCAGAUCAGCGUUGCAGCCAUCAAUAGUGCUGGAUCUUCUACUUCUUCAGUCAUUGUGGUCUCUGGAGAUAGUGAAAACAGCAUGCAAAACAUAAAAGAAGAUAGAGUUAAUGGCACAGGGGAUGGAAUAUAUCUAUCUUGGAAACCUGACCCAAGAGAAACUGGUGGUUAUGUUGUUGAUUGGUGUAACUACCCUCUGGAUGCAGUCUGUGAUUUCCAAUGGAAGAAAUUCAGUUCUAAUACCACCAGCGCAGUCAUCAGAUCUGCUGAUUUUCAGUCUGGAGUAAGAUAUAACUUUAGAAUAUAUGGAUUGUCUACAAAACAUGAAGCUUAUUUGCUAGAGAAAAAAACAGGAUACACUCAGGAGCUGGGACUUGAUUGCAAACCAAAGGUAAUCAUUGACAAUUUGGCUUCCACUUCAUUGACCUUGACUUGGAACGAUAAUUGCACUGACGAGCCCCAGAAUGGCUUCUUUAAAGGUUACCAUAUUUAUGUGAAACCUGAAAAAGGGGGAUCCUGUGACCCAGAAACAGAAAAGCACAUUUUUCCAGAUAAUAUAGUAGGCUGUCUAUACACAGUUCCAAAUACAAAACGAAAAACUUUCAAUGUGAAAAAACUGCAGUCAAAUUCAACAUAUAGCUUUGAAGUCAAAGCAUACACAGGAGGUGGAGACAGUCUUGGUGACUUUAUAAAGGUCACAACAGGAACCCAUGAAAACACCAGUUUAAUGAUGACUAUAAUAUUUCCAAUGGCCUUCUUUUCUCUGCUGCUCAUCAUCGGGUUGAACUUGAAAAUCCAGUGGGUGAAGGAGAAGUGCUUCCCUGAUAUUCCAGACCCUUAUAAGAGCAGUGUCCUAUCACUGAUGAAAUUCAAGGGCAAUAUUCACCAGGCCAUACUGAACACCAAUGACUGUAUUCCUGACGCCAUUGAAGUCGUGAACAAGUCGGAAAUAAAUAAAACAUGGGGAUCAAAGACAUUACUUGUAGGGAAUGAGGUCACCAAGCCUGCCUAUCUUUAUCUCCUUCCAACAGGAAAAGAUCCUUUGCCCUCUCAACCCUGCAUCUGUUUUGAGAACUUCACUUAUUGUCAGGCAGCAUCUGAUCCUGGUUCUUGUAGCCAAAUUCAGAUAAUACCCACUGACCCAACAAGGUCUAUGGAGCCUUCUGAGCAUCUAUCAAAGGUAGAAAAGGACUACAUUGGAUCAUUGGGCAAUAUUCCUGCUGGAGAGGAAGCCAGUUUGAAUUAUGUAUCCCAGUUGGCUCCAACCAUGUCUGGAGACAAAUACAGUUCACCUAAUCUUACUGAGCCAGCACACUGUUCAGAGUAUAAAAUGCAAAUGGUGAUGCCCACAGGCAUGGCACUGUCCUUUACCCCAGAAGGUGAUAGACCCAGCUCAGUCGCCUCUUUAGAUCAAAUUGAAAAACCAUGCUAACCAGUGUACAAGUUUCAUCCCUUCAUGCUCCAUGACACUAAGAGUUCCAUAUCCUCAGUGCUUAUGGACUGAAGGUGCCACCUUAGUGGUACAUGUUAGUGGUACCAUCCUUCAGUCAAGCAAAAGACACCUGGAAUUGCAUGCCCAAGGGGUCCUAUCGGAACAUGGAAAUCCUGUUGGGCUUCAUGGCCAGAGGGACAUUUUGCACAUCCUUCUUGCUUACCUGUGAAAAAGAAGGCUGACCUUAGAAACAGUGCCUGAGGGAGCUUAUUUGCUGUGCUGCCUCUUUGUAAUAAAACUAGUUUUCUGAUAGGCACUUUAGCUUUCUCUCAAUUUUUUUAAAAAAAAAAGAUGGCUUUCAAGGCUGUCAUCUUGGGACCUUCCAACUCCAUUUCUGAGAGAAACUUUUUCCACUGAGUGAGUCUUGCUUCCACACUUAGUAGUAUAGAGACAAAAGGAUUAUAUACUUGGAUGCUCAUGUUAUAAAUUGAGUAUCAAGGUUAUACAUUUCAGCAAAUGCAGUUUGUUGGUGGGCAUUUAUUCUGGCUAGGUACUGUGGGAACAGAUCCUGAGGGAUCUUGGGAUUGAUGUUUUGGAAUAUGUAUUGAAGUAAUCUGAAGAUGAGGAUGUGGCUACAUGUGCAUCUGAAGGAAGUGAGAACAAAUGUGACUGUAACAAGCUACAAGACAAUGCAUUGAUCUAACUUUCUACCACUGGAAGCUCUUCCACUUUCUUUCAGUGCCUUUUUUUCCUACUCUGAGAUUUUUCUCUUUUUUUCCUUAAAAAAACCCCUUCACCAUCAAUAGGUAUUCUUUUUCCAUCAAGAAUAUCACCUCUGAAAAUCUCCCAGAUUCUGUUUGUGGUGGGAAGUUAAAUAAAAAAGAAACAACACUUAUUUUAACACUCUCAAAAAGAAAUGUAAAAUACCAGGUUUAAUGAAACAAACUUUAGGUGUUAAUUUAGGAAUAUUAAAAACCUACACUGCAAAAAUGACACAUGAGUCAAGUAUUUUUAAUGGCCUGAUCCUUAAGGCCAUUACAUUCUCUCACAUUCAUCCCCUUCACUUCCAUCUAUGAGGUCAUUACCCAGUUCCUAUUUCAUGCCCUUAUUUGCACGGUUGUUAUUAUCUCCUACUUGUUUUCCCUGCUUCAAUUCUCUAUUCUCCCAAUCUCUAUUCUCCAAAUCCAUCUUUCUCCCAGUUGCCAAAAUAAUAUUGAUAAGGUACUAUUCUGAUCAUGUCACUCCCUUCCUCAAAAGAUUUUCAGUGGCUCCCCAAUUGCCACUAGGAUAAAAAUAUCAACUCCAAUUAGUACUUAAAAGCACUUUCCAAGAUGAUUCCGGCUUAUUUUAAUGAACAUUUCAGUUCAUUCACCUUCACAAUCUCUGUCCCAAGUAAAAAUCUGUCUCUUGCCUCCAUAUAUUUGCAAAGGCUGUUCCCCCUUCAUGAAAUGUAUACCCUUCUCACUGCUACGUUAGCUCAUUUUAAAAUUUAAUUUUCAAACAAAGAUUAGUCUUUUCUCUCUCCUAGUUCCCUCCCUCCUUGUCCCCACUGAAAAGUAAAAAACAAAACAAAUAAAA
Dromiciops gliroides (monito del monte) is the source of this 4847-nucleotide messenger RNA. It is a transcript of the gene OSMR, whose product is annotated as oncostatin M receptor. The transcript has 19 exons. The coding region runs from base 366 to 3269 and encodes 967 amino acids. The record is from RefSeq and is a predicted model, not a curated record. Gene Ontology annotation, biological process: cytokine-mediated signaling pathway. Gene Ontology annotation, cellular component: membrane; external side of plasma membrane. Gene Ontology annotation, molecular function: cytokine receptor activity; protein binding. NCBI's taxonomy places the organism in Eukaryota, Metazoa, Chordata, Mammalia, Microbiotheria, Microbiotheriidae.